ACGGAACUUGUGACGUAGCAGCUAGGCACGUUCACCAUUCUAUGCGGACGAUAAAUAAACAGCUUCUGCCAACAAAUCCAGAUAUUGAGCAUUUUGGAGAUUACUUAUUACAAUUAUGGACUCCACAUCGACUAUUGGGGGGUUCAUGAGAACUCUUACGGAGAUGGGCUUCAGUGAAGAUCAGAUUCAGGCGGCGAUGCAAGCAGGUUUCUUCUCUGUACCAGAUGCAGCUGAAUGGCUUUUACAGGGUGGGAGUCCACGUCAUAAACUGGUCAAGCAGUCUUCACAGCCGCCAGAGACGGCAUUCUCUGCAUUCAACCCCCCAAAAGAUGCUCUGUGCUCCAGUAACUCACAGUCUGAAGCAACAGGUCCUUCUUUGGUCUUGGGACCCCCCUCCGUCAACACUCCCACAGGAAAAGAACAUCCACCCCUGGAAACACGGAUCAAACAGGACAAGAGUAACUUCCGUGAGCAGCAGAGGCAGCGAGUAGCCCAGGAGGCACAGCAAGAAAGGAGACAGAAGAAACAGGAGCGUGAGUUGGUAUUGAAGAGAAUAGCAGAGGACCGGCGUAGUCAGCAGGAAAAGGCCCAAUCCGAAGCCACCGCAGAGACCUCUCCAUCCAGUGGACUUGGACAGAGACUUGGUGGACGUGUGGAGACAAGCAUGGACAACCACUGCAUCCUCAUGAUUCGUCUCCCUUCUGGGGAAUCUAUGCGUGAACGUUUCCCUGCAGACACUCCACUAAGCCACGUUGUUGAAUACAUUGUCAGUCGCCACCCUAUGCUUCCCGCCUUCUCCCUUCUGCAAGGAUUUCCACGCAAACGCUUCGGAGAUGCAGAGCUGGCCUGCUCCCUCCGGUCCCUGGGACUGACCCCCAACGCUGCACUUUGCAUACAGACCACACCCCCCGAAACACCUCAGGACCCGCCAAGUCCAGCUUCUCAAUUGGCUGUUGUAGGACAGCCAGAAUCGGAGUUGCAGGAGGAGCCGGUGGCACCACCCAUUGAGCUGCCCCAAGAAGAAGGCAGAGCUUUAGAGGAAAUGGUUUUACCUCCACCCCUGCCCAAUCAGCUGUGGGAGGAAGCAGUGGGGUACGCUGGGAUUCCUGGGGUCGAGCCUCCACUCUCAGGACCUUCUCACUUCUGGGGACGAGGCCAGAAACUGGUGCCAAAUGAUGCUGAAGAUGAAGAACGUUUGGAAAAUGAAGAGCAACCAGAAGAAGUUUUACCUCCUUAUGAUUUCAACGGUCUGCCUCAGUUGCCCCUCUUCCUGGACAGGGCGAGAGGUGGACUGGAGCUGAGACACCACUGGCCAGAACAAGGCAAUAGACUCCGGGAGGCAGAGCCUAAUGAUCUAGCGGCAGACCCUGAGGUGGGGCGUGCAUUACGAGGGGCUGCGGGUCAAGCAGCAGUGCAGCGUUUACAGAGAGCAGCCCAUAAUGACGAACAGCAGGGGACACACGGACAGCCCUCACCCCCCAAAAAAGCUUUCAAGACCCCCCGCGUGCCCUCUCUCUGCUCCAUGGCGACCAGGACCACCGUUACCCUCAUGACAGCUCCCAGCAUGCAGUACAGUAGUAGUCUAGCGUGUUUGACCCCAGAGUUGGCUGAGCUCUUGUUGGCUCACAUGGCACGUGAACGUCUCCUUCGACCACGUACCCUGGAGCUUUUCUUCGGCUGCCCGCUGCAGAAGUUUGUCCUAAACUGCUACCCGUACACCACCAAUGAGCUGCUACGGCAACUGAGGGCGUUUUCCUGCCUCAAGCAUCUCAGCUUUUUCAACUCCCCACUUAUCACAGAUGCUGGUCUUAGCGUAUUGUCCAACCUCUCAAAACUGCAGCAUCUCAACCUGUCCUCCUGUAGCAAGCUAACAGACAGCUGCCUACAGCAUAUCGCAGGACUCCGCUGUCUCACUUUCCUGGCUCUGGACCAGACUAAAGUAAGCGACGCAGGUCUUCUGAUGUAUCUGCAAUCGGGUUCCUCUGUGCUCUGCCAGCUAAGUCUGAAUCAAACAGCCAUCACUGAGACCACAUUGGCUGCGCUUACCACAUGUGUACCGCAGCUACGAAUGCUUAGCAUCAAACACACCAAGGUGAGUGAUGUGUCUGCACUCGCAGAGCUCCGAAACCUGCAGACGCUUCACCUGGACGGCACAGGUGUGCAGGAAAAUUCUCUCCAGUGCCUAGCAACCCACCCCAGCCUAUCAGCUCUCAGUCUGGCUGGGAUACCAGUCACUGAUGGAAAUCAAACGCUAGAGAUCAUAUCAGGCCUGAGGCUCACCCAGUUGACACUCCCUGGCAGACACUCUGUUACAGACAGUGGACUCACGUUUCUCUGCAGACAAUCUUUGCUGUUAGAGCUCGAUCUGACCGAUUACACCCAGCUUACUGACCAUGGCAUUUCACAGCUUGCCAGCAUGACCAGGUUGAAGAAGCUGUCUCUUAGCAACACUCAGGUGAGUGAUACUGGGCUGCAGGGAUUGGUCCGUCUGAAAGAACUUCAGGAGCUGUGUCUCGACCGUACUGCCGUCACAAGCAGGGGGGUUGCUGCCCUUGUCACACAUUUACCACAUCUGCAGGUGAUUGGCUUGGCUAGUACACAAGUGGGCGACACAGUGAUCCGACGGGGUUUAGUUCACUGUCCACAGCUGCUUAAACUCAACCUCAGCAAAACCAGAAUCACAGAUCACGGUCUAAAGUUCCUGUGUCGUAUGCAGUUAAGUCAAGUGAAUCUGGAUGGCACAGGUGUAACUCUAUCUGGCAUUGCCAACCUGAUCUCCGCCUGUGCUCAUCUUACCAGCGUACGAGCCAGUCAUACCCGCGCUAUACCGCCAGAGCAACAGUCUGACGAUGAUGAUAACGACAGUGACAACAGUGCCACCAGUCCCCCACGAUCCUAGUCUUUCCUUUGAAUGUCUUGCUUUGGUUACAUCUUCUCAGCAUAAAGAUUCUUUCAAGCUUCCUUUGUUUUGGAGAAAAGGCAGUUUAAACUCCUUUAUCGAUAAAGUAGCACUACAGUCUCACUUGAGUUUGACAAUCAAGUUGAAAUACUUUGUUGAAUGUAGUACGAAAAACCGUUGUUAGCGUUUUGAACCAAAUGUUCAUGUUUUAUCUGCGUUUUUGUCUGUAAAAGAACUUAAAUGUGCCAUUGAUAUGCACAGUUCAAAUUUAUAUUUUCUCUUAACACUUUGCAUUUUUUUGUAAAACAAGCUUAAUGAUUUAUUAAAAUAUCAUUUUAUUAAUAUUAACCACUUGUAAUACAUAUACAGAUGUUAAGAGACGAAGCAUCAUUCUAGUUGCCUUGUGUUGCAAUAGUUUAGUAAUAAUGAUGCUGUUAAUUAUCUCGCCCAUAUAUUGAUAAUGAACUUUUCGCAUGACAUACUGUAAAUCUUGUACAUGGAAUAUUGCUGAGGAUUUGUGCAUGACCAUUUUGAUUCUAAACAGAAUUUUUUUUUAUUUGAAAAGUGAAUGAAAACAGUUAAUGUACUACACUGUUAGAUUUGAUGUGAAUAUACUGUAUUUUGGAUACAUGAAUCUGUAUGUCUGAAUGUUCAUUGAAGAACUCAGUGGAAGUUAUUUUGGACUUGGUUGCGCACACAGUUUCAACGAAAGUAGAAAUGUUUAAAUUUAGUUUAAAAUGUUUAACUUGUGUAGUUCAUGGAAUACAUGCCAGGGUACAUUCUAUGUAUGUACUGUAUUUUUUCACAUGUUAAACUAAUUAAAGUUAGACCUUGUUAUUAGUCCAAUGGCAUCCACUAAAUACAGGUUUACAUUAGAUUGUUAACUUAAAGUACAUCCCUAUCCAACACCGUUUAUAUCUAUUCAAAAUCUUUAUUCUGAAAUGUUCAAUGGUCAAAUUGGCACAAUGUAAUGCAGUUAUGAAGCAAGUGGAUGUUGAAAUAGUGCUUGGAGGGGGAGGGGGGGGGUCAAAUGAAUAGUGUAAUCACAGGCAUAUCAAAGCAUUGGCAUUUGACAGUUUUUGUAGAUAGUAUAAAGGCUUGUGUUUAUGCAUUUAUGUGCUGUACCUUUAAGCCUCUUAGUGCAAUAAUGUUUGAAAAUAUAAC
Messenger RNA from Xyrauchen texanus (razorback sucker), 4063 nucleotides. RefSeq lists its product as uncharacterized. Gene Ontology annotation, molecular function: protein binding. The transcript has 17 exons. The record is from RefSeq and is a predicted model, not a curated record. Bases 116 to 2899 code for a protein of 927 amino acids. NCBI's taxonomy places the organism in Eukaryota, Metazoa, Chordata, Actinopteri, Cypriniformes, Catostomidae.